Messenger RNA from Alternaria triticimaculans, 957 nucleotides. RefSeq lists its product as uncharacterized. The transcript has a single exon. NCBI's taxonomy places the organism in Eukaryota, Fungi, Ascomycota, Dothideomycetes, Pleosporales, Pleosporaceae. Bases 1 to 957 code for a protein of 318 amino acids. The record is from RefSeq and is a predicted model, not a curated record.
AUGUUGCCCAAGGCCUGGCUCUCCGUUUUUGUCUUGACUGUCGCAUCGUCGGCCUUUACCCUCGAGGAUCUACACAUGGACGGUAUCAACCAGUACCUCCAUCAGGGCAAGAGGCAAGACGCCGAAGGCACUGGCGGCUCAUCACCAUCCGCCACGCCCGCGCCAUCCUCAGCAGCACCUCCAGCGUCCUCCGCCGCACCACCUGCCACAUCGUCGGCCGCACCUCCAGCAACAUCCGCGACUCCCGAGCCAGAACCCUCAACCACCAACAACCCACCGCCGUCGAACGAUCCCACAUCCGACGCUCCCGCACCUUCGACUACCGCUGCCGCACCCACUUCCGAUGGCGGCAAUAAUAACAAUAACAAUAACAACAACAGCAACAACAACAACGACGCUUCAACAACCGCGGCGGGCACGAGUCGCACUGGUGGAGGUGGCGGCGCCGCUAACUCACCGACGGCCACUGAAGAUGGCAGCUCUUCCGUAAGAACGACCGCGAUUGUCAGGACUUCCGCUCUCUUCGCUACCUCGGUGUUCGAGUAUACCACGACUCUCGACACGACCCUGAGCGAUGGCAGAGUAACCAAAGCGACUUCGACAGGCACCAGCACUUCCGUCUCCUCCACCGGUGAAGCCGUCGUCACCGACCCGCCCACCGCACAAGCAGGUGACAGCGACAAUGGCGGUGGCAUUAGUGACUCCAACAAGAAAGUUAUCGGAGGUGUAGUUGGUGGCGUUGGUGGAGCCCUACUCCUCGGUGGCAUCGCCCUCGUCUUCUGGCGCAUGAAGAAGCGCCAAGCACGUGUCCACGAAGACGACGACGACCUCAUGGCCGGCACUGGCUCAGCCCUCGGCGACAAGCCUCAGAACGGCACCGGUUCAUCGCCCUUCCAGUCGAACCUGGAGCAGUACCACAACCCAGGAGGACGCCCCAACGCAGCUGCCAACUUCUAG